AUGUGCACACCCGGACACCCGUACGGGUGCCGGAUAUCGGCCCUCUCAUCCCCGGACCGUCAGCUGCUGGCGCACUGCGCGCCCACGUUUGCGCUGGCCUCACCGUCGUACCAUCAGCCCGCUGGCCCGGGCGACGAUCCGCCCGGUGUGGAGGACAGCGACAUCGAUGGUCACCCAUCCUGCCCACCGGAGCUGCUGCUCUAUCAACACUAUCAACAGUCACCGCACUACUCAACCACCAUGCCAGCCUGCGUCCCCUCCGGGCUAAUGGGUGCCCAUCAAUCGGCCCUCGGCAUUACGGGAGUUCCAUUUGUGACCGAGUUUUAUCCCUAUCCUGCGUCCGGUUACGGGCUGACCGACGGCUGCCCAGUUGUCACGCCCGGGACCUGCGAUGGGCCACCGAUGGUGGCGCCCACGCUUGAUCUCACCAUGUACGACACCUCCCGGGUGGAGGGCCUAGACGGUGCACCGGUCCAGGCUCACGGCGGCGGAGACCCGGAGUUGCACUCGGGACACCAAGGCCCGGGCGGCGACAGCACCUACAGUGAUAGCCCCCCCAGCAGCACCACCGACGGGUACUUCUCCGAUGGGUGUCCGGUGUCCUUGGGUAACGAUCACAGCUGCAGCAGCAAAGGACACCCGACGGAGGAGGACCCGCUGCUAGUGGCGGCUGCCUGUGCUGGCGUACAGCACGACGCGGCGCUCCACAGCACGUCUGACAUCCGGCAACCAGUGACCGAACAGGGCGACCAAUCUGCCGCGGCUUUCUUCCUGGACCGACACGAAACGGGUUGCAGCGAAAGGGUGACGGGCACCAGCAGCUACUCGCACCAGCAGCUUCCGUUCGAGAUCAACGAUCUAGGGCCGAUCAACAAUCGAAAAGCGCGUACGGCGUUCACCAAACUUCAGAUCAAAGCGCUGGAGGAAGAGUUUGCACACUCGAACUACUUGACAAGGCUGCGCCGUUACGAGAUCGCCGUAGCGUUAGUGUUGAGCGAACGUCAGGUUAAGGUGUGGUUCCAGAAUCGUCGCAUGAAGUGGAAACGGCUCAGAGCGUCGGAGGAUGAGCUGCACGUUCAAUCGGUGUAA
Anopheles cruzii is the source of this 1089-nucleotide messenger RNA. RefSeq names its product homeobox protein Hox-B1-like. The transcript is spliced from 3 exons. The coding region runs from base 1 to 1089 and encodes 362 amino acids. Gene Ontology annotation, biological process: positive regulation of transcription by RNA polymerase II. Gene Ontology annotation, molecular function: RNA polymerase II cis-regulatory region sequence-specific DNA binding; DNA-binding transcription factor activity, RNA polymerase II-specific. Gene Ontology annotation, cellular component: nucleus. The record is from RefSeq and is a predicted model, not a curated record. Lineage: Eukaryota; Metazoa; Arthropoda; Insecta; Diptera; Culicidae.